CGCGGUUUCCCCACUCCUGAGGUCCGUGGAAAUCGACCAACCAGCAGCGUAGCGUAGCGGACGUCACAGCGUGGCGCGUAACGGGCACGAGCGCAGCAGAAAGAUGGCGGACAGGGAGGUAGAUGCGGACGUUAAAAGCCUGACGGACAACCUACGAGAGCUGGCCAACGAGUUGUUGGAGCUCGGCGUGUCUGUGCAGUCUUCCGGGGAUUACUGCCAGCGCUUCUGUCAGACUCUUGUACAGUAUGCUGGGAAGUGGAAAAUCUCUGAUAAUCCUCUGCCUUUGUUGGAAGUAUAUACUGUGGCUAUACAGAAUUAUUCCAAGGCACGGCCUUGCCUCACAGCGGAGUGUGAGAAUGUAUGUUUUGUACUUGACCGACUAGCAUUGAGUUGUACAGAGCUUUUGCUUUGCUUGCCUGAUGAAGUACCAGGGACACUGUGGGAACAGUUUCAGGUUUGUGUGCAGGCAGCCCAUAAAAUACUGUCAGAAUAUGGGAAUCUAGAACUUCAAAUGUUGUCUGUACUUGCCCAGGAGGGUAGCAUUUGGAAGAGCUCUGUACUUGAAAGCAUUUUCUUCCAGCAGCCAAUGGAGCAGGAGAAAGUGAGUGAAUUUCUAAUGCAGGAAGGUCCUGCCCUUCUUGAAAUGAGAAUCCGACACCUCUUGAAAGGGAAGCAAAUUGAUCAGGCUACAAAGUUGGCAAAAGUUUGUGCAGAACAUCCAGAAAUCGGCAAAAAGAGUAUUUUUAAACAAAUCUACCUUACCUGCCUCUGUACAGCAUCCAGUGAUAUUUUGAUGGAAGAGAUCUCAGCAGUUGACUGCAAGGAUGCAUUGGAGAUGAUAUGUAACUUGGAGUCUGAUGGAGAAGACAACCUGGCCCUCAUCUUGUGCACAGCUUUCCUCACACGGCAGCUUCAGCAGGGCGAUGUAUACUGUGCAUGGGAACUGACACUCUUCUGGAGCAAACUGCAGCAACGGGUGGAGUCUUCCACACAGACCUUUCUGGAAUGCUGUCAGCAAUUCUCUAUGUUGUCCAAAACAGUUUAUCAUAUAUUCUUUCUUAUUAAGGUCAUACAAUCAGAGGCAGGAGAAGCUGGACUAUCAGCUUGUAUUGAGCUCUGUGUGAGAGCACUACGCAUGGAAUCAAAUGAAAGUCCCACAGUGAAAACGUCAAUUUGCAAGACAGUAUCAUGCUUGUUACCUGAUUAUUUAGAGGUCAGACGUGCAUGCCAGCUUACCGAAUUCCUGUUAGAACCUACGGUGGAAGCGUAUUAUGCUGUUGAGACUUUAUACAACCAGCCAGAUCAGAAAUAUGACGACGAAAAUGGUCCAAUUCCUAACUCAUUGAGAUGUGAACUCUUACUGGUUUUAAAAACACAUUGGCCAUUUGAUCCUGAAUUUUGGGAUUGGAAAACUCUGAAGCGCCAUUGUCUUGCAUUGAUGGGCGAGGAAGCAUCCAUUGUGUCUUCCAUAGAUGAACUUAAUGACAGUGACCUCUUUGAAAACAAUGAUAGCCAUCUUGAAGUUGCUCCAAAAGAGCAUUCACUGAAUGGACUUCCUAAAUUUUACAGCGAUGUGAUAAAAGUACAAAAUACUUCAUCUGAAGAAAUCAAAAUUAAGGAAAAAGAUAAAAUUGAGAAAGGUAUGGUGUCUGCCAGGUUUAAAAAUUGGCAGGCCUACAUGCAGUAUUGUGUAUUAUGUGACAGAGAGUUUCUGGGACAUCGAAUUAUCCGUCAUGCUCAAACGCAUAUAAAAGAGGGAAACUAUUAUUGCCCCAUAUGUGCCAAAAGUUUUAAGAAAAAGGAGAUUUUUGUUCCACAUGUUACAUUUCAUAUUAAGCAAUCUUGUAAAGAACGACUGGCUUCUAUUAAACCAAAAAGAAGAGUUGGAAGACCUCCUAAGAACUUGACCGAUAUUAGUGUUCCAAGUAAAAAGAUAUUGGAGAUAGACAAGCAGGACCAUCGUCCAAUAAAAAGGAACAGCAUAUAUAGUGAGGAUUUUGUCGUUUUCAGUGAUAGUGAUGGCUCUGAUGAUGAGGGCAAAGACAAAUCAUACAAACCUGCAAUCAUGAUUACACAAAAAGUGGACUGCACUGAAGAUUAUAACUGCCCUGUAACUACCUGUACAAAAACAUUUAAAUAUUUUAAAAAUUUAAUUGCACACGUGAAAGGUCACGGUAAUGAAGAAGAAGCAAAACAAUUUCUUAAAAUGCAGAGUAAUAAAGUUGUAUGUCAGUAUUGUAGGAGACGUUUUGUCAGUGUUUCUCACCUUAAUGAACAUUUGCAAAUUCAUUGUGGCCCUAAACCUUAUGUCUGUAUACAGCUGGAAUGUAAUGCAAGCUUUGGUACAUAUUCUGAAUUGGUAGGACACCGGAAAGUGCAUGCAUUGUUCAAAGCUAAAUGCAUGUUUCAGAAUUGUGGAAGAGUUUUUACCGAGUCUUAUUUGUUGUAUGAUCACGAAGCACAGCAUUACCAUAAUUCCUCAUAUACUUGCAAAUUCUCAAACUGUGGAAACAUUUACUACUCCCAGAGUGAAUUGCAGAAGCAUGAAGUUGGUCAUGUCACGCAGGCUUGUGUGAAAAUUGAAGCUGGAAGUGGUUCACCUUUUGAAACAAAACAGCUUGCUCCAAAUAGAGCUGAUCAGAUAGACCAGCUAUUGAAGAUGAAAGAUGAGCCAUGCAAUCAGCCUGACACCUACCAGAAUGGUUUUGCUACUGAUUGUGUUGCAGGUGAAAUUGUUGAAUCCAAAUCUUCCAUGUCAGAAAAACUAAAUGCUUUGCCAUCCAGCAGAGAACGGUGCCAUCUUCCAAAAGCCACAUACACUGGUCUGACUGUGAAGAAUGAAGAGAUCAACAUGGAUCAAACGCAUUGUGUUUUGCCAAAAGCAAUGUUUAAAGGGGAGGGCACCCUUAUUUCCCCAUUACCUGAAGAAACGGAACCUGGUGAAGUAACAAAAUCGGUUCAAAUGUUCAGCUGUAAAGUUGAUGGCUGUAGUCGAAGCUAUGCUUCAUCACGCAGUGUCAGUAAACAUAUUAAGGCUACGCACCCUGAGUACUAUGAAACACUGAAGAAACAGCAAGACCUAUCAAAAAUCCAACAAAUUAGAAAUCCCUCAAAAUGUCAAAAUCAGGAAAGCCCUCCAAGCUCAUUGUGUUUUUCAACUGAGGAAAGCUUAGAUAUAACACAUGAAAGCACCUUGAACACAGUAUGUGCUAUGUAUCAACCUAUUACCAGUGUUUUAACAGUUGAAAGCGAUCAUGUAUCCCAAUCCAGGAAAAAAAAGCACACACACAAUAAGCGUGCAAAAUGGCCUGCAAUAAUCAAGGGUGACAAAUUUAUCUGUAGCAGGUGCUACAGAGAAUUUACAAAUCCUAAAUCUCUUGGUGGUCAUUUGUCACGUCGAGCUAUCUGUAAACCUUAUGACAGAAAAGAAAGUUCUUCAGUUGUGGAGCAGAAGAGUGGACAGGCUUUAUACAAAACAGAAAAGGUUAUUUCACCAGAUGCGUUUGUCCAUCAGGAACCUGAACCUCCCUGUGUCACAGAUACAUUCUUGUCAGGGGAAACAUUUCUUCAAUCAUUGGAAAUGGCGGACCAUACAGCUCCAUUUGCUACCCAUGAACUUUUUCAACCAACACAGCAGAACAGCUACAGUUCUGCAUUUGGGCCAAACAAGAGUCCCCAGGUCCCUGGUCUUCCUGGAACAUUUGAGACUGCAGUAAUUCAACAAACCUUUCAACCUAAUUUUGAAAUGAGGACUGUGGAGGGCAGCCCAGUCAACAUCAGUAUGCCACAAGCACUAACAACUAUCUGUAGCCCAGGUUCAUUUGUGGCUGGUGAAGACUUAUCACUCAGCACUGAAGUUCCAUCAAUGAUAGAUUCAACUAAAGGCUCAAGGCCCUAUUCACCUUGUGAGCCCUUGCAGCAGGCACUCGAAUCCAGUUUUUGUUCAGGAGCAACUUUUGUUGACAAUGAGAUUGCCCCUCAAAAUUUGGAAAGCAGUUGUGAGCCAACUAUCUUUUUCACUAAUGGCAUCCUCCCUAGCAUUAAUAGCAAUCAUAACUCAUCUCUCUCUGAACACUCUAAGACAUCAGAUAUAUGCAUUGCUGAACUGCUGUUGGCCUUGCAAAAUCUAAAUUUGGAAUAUGACAAACUUUACAAGAAUGAUGCAUCUUGCCCUACCUCAAGUUCAGGGACACCGAUUUCUUCCAUGAACAUCAUGACACACACAUCAAUGAGUAAUUGUGUCAAUACUCCAAAUACAAUCAAUAAAUGUUUGACAGACACACAAACAAAUACAUCAGUGCCAGCUGCUGAAAAUGGCAAAGAGCUGAAAGUGAAUCUCAUUAAGCCAUUUAUCUGUCAGGAAGGUGGCUGUAUCUAUAGUGCAAUGACUAAAGAUGCUUUGACCAACCAUUAUGUCAAAGUGCAUCAGUACUCCAAGGAACAGAUAAUGGAAAUGAAGAUGUAUCAGACCAGAUUUGCUCCAUUUCGAUGCCAUGUUCCUAACUGCCAGAAAACAUUUACAAGAAAUUCUAAUCUCCGAGCCCACUACCAAUCGAUGCAUCAGGUAACACGGGAACAGCUAGUAAAACUGAGAAUUAAAAGAGCAUACUGUAGGAAAUCAGAUGGCCCUCAUAAAGCAGUAGAUAAUGUACCAUCAUCACAGGCAAUCAUUUCUCAACCCAGAAGUGAUGGGUUGCAGGAAAAUGAAUCCAGUGAACUGCAUAAAUUGGAACCAGUAACUGGACAUAAUGAGAUUAAUUCAGAAAUUAAUCUCCAUUUACAUAAUUCUCCGAAUGCAAAAACUGUUCUUUAUAACCAUACAAUGUCACAGAGUAGCUCAAUGCUGUUAGCAGAUCUUCAGGAUUGCUCAGCAAUACCAGCACAACUUCAAAAUGAUUUGACUCAAUCAGUGGUGCAGCAGGAUGCCUUGGUGCCAGCAGCAGGGUCUCAGGAUACCCCAAUGUUACUGGCAGAUCCUCAAGAUGCCUCUGUGUUGACAGUUGAAUCACACAGUAGCCUUGCACAAACAGCAGGGCUACCGGCUGUUGCACCACUUCUGGCAUGGCCACAGGAUGUCUUGCUGCAAUCGGUGGAUCCCCAAAAUGUCUCACCAGUAUCAGAGGGGCUGCAGGAUGUGUCCUUACUGCCAACAGUGGAAGAAUGUGUUUCACCACUACCAGCAAUACCACAAACUGCCUUGCUUCCAGAGGUACAAGGUAUUACACAACUAGUAUCAGGACCAGCAAAUAUCUCAUUACUAUCAGCAGGGCUCCAGGAUGUCCCAAUUCUACCGUUAGAACCACAAGGUCUCUCUCAACCAGCAUCUGAUUCAGCAGAUAAUUCAUUAUUGCCAGCUGGGUCACAAGGUGCCUCACCAGUGCCAGCAGGGCUACAGGGUAUGUUGCCACCUGUUGAAUCACAAGAAGACUCGGUAUGUGAAGUCAGAACAAAAGAUCCCUUCCUAGACUAUGAAAGGCCAAAAGAUAUCUUGCUGCAUCCACCAGAUAGGUCAGUACAAAGAAGAAAAUGUAUGGGACGUUUGAAGCAAGCUAAAAAAGCUGGAAGUACAGUGAAGUUUAUGAAGAUGUCAGCAGGAGAAAAGAAGUGCAAGAAAUCAAUUACUAAAAUAAGAACAGAAUGUAACAGUAAUCGAUUUCACAAACCGUACAAAUGUGUCCACAAAGAUUGUUCUGCAGCUUUCACUAUUCAGCAAAACUUAAUACUCCACUAUCAAGCUGUGCACCAGUCUGACCAACAGCAUCUUCACUUGCAGAUCAAACAAGAAACCACCAAAAACGCUGCUGUCCAAAUGAAAGAAUUUCAGUGUCAACUUAACGAUUGUUGUAGAAUUUUCCAAGGAAUCACAAACCUAAUUAAACACUACUCAGAUAUUCACAAUCUCACUUUAGAUGAAAUGGGAAAAAUAGUAUCCUCUGUCAGUGAAGGAAAAUUGUUUCGGUGUGACCAAGCUGAUUGUGUUUCUUCUUUCACUGUUUUCUGGAGUUUUAUUAAACACCUUAUGGUAGCUCAUGGCAUAGAUGUGGAAAGUCAGCAAAGUGAUAUGGACAUGACCUGUUUUAAAUGUGACUGUGAAGGCUGUGAUCGGACUUACGCCACUAGAUCUAAUCUUUUAAGACACAUCUUUACAAAGCACAGAGAGCUUCAUCGGUCUCAUUUAAUGAGACCAAGAAGAAUCAUGACAGAUCAAGAAAACAUUCCAAGAACAGCCAAUCAGGAUGAUCUCCCUGAUGAAAAAAGUUAUUUUGCCCCUGAAGAAAAUGAAGACAUCACGAAUCAUGGUAAAUCUAAACCCAUAUCAAGGGAAUGUUUUACUACAGAUAGCAGAAGUAUGAAAAGCGGAGAAGUUGAUUGUCAUAAGUCUUGCAGCUCUAGAAAAGUUGCUAAAUAUACUUUUAAAAGUAAGGCCCAAGCUUUGGAUAUAUGUAACAAGUCUGUGAAAGAACAAUAUCCGUGUAUGUUUAAGAAUUGUUCAUCAGUUGUCACCAGUGAACGCAGUCUAGUAAAACAUUAUAAGAUUCAUCACAAAAUUUCUAAUACAUUUGUAAGUCAAUAUCACAAGCAUCUGGUAACUUGCAGGAAGCAUGCUAGCAUCCAAGACAAAGAAGCAACUAAAUAUAUAACCAACCAUGAAGGAGGCCUGGUAGAAAAUGCUGUCAGUAGAGUGAUGAUUCAACCACAAGCCAAGCUAAGUGAAACUGAAAUUUUAAAUAAGCAAAUAGAGAGUGAUAACUAUUUUAAGACAGCUAAUGAAAUUUCACCAUUGUUUAAUGCUAAACUGAUUGCGAAUACCUCUGCUUGCAUUAAAACUGAACAGGAGGAAACUGUAGAGAUGAUUGCUGAGAGUAAAGUGACUAAUGUAAAUAAACAUCAGUCUUGUAAAAAACGAUCAAACAGUCACCUGACUCUUUCAGACACAGAAGAGCACAUUGAGAAUACAAAGAAAAAGAAUGCAAUAAUGGACAAUUCUGAGAAUCUAUUGGAAGAUACAAUCCAAAUUUUCGAUGAGAAAGAUGCUUCACCUUCAAAGCACAUCCCAUGUAUUCACAAGCCUCACCGCCACAAACCUUUUGACUUUAGUACAUUCAAACCUAUGGGAUUUGAAUUUUCAUUCCUAAAAUUCCUUGAAGAAUCUGCUCUGAAACAAAAGAAAAGUGCUGUAUCUGAUAAAAGUCUAUCUCACACUUGUACUCUUAACACUGAGAAAAUGGCCGAUCAUGGUUUAGUCUCAUCGAGUGUAAUGUUAAGUGAUGAGAGUAAUUCAUCAGCAAGCUAUCCUGUAAAGGAUGACAGAAAUUCAAGGGUUCCUGUUGACCGCACCAAACAGUCAGAUGCAGAUAGAUUACGUAUGGGAACUACCAAUUUUGAAUCUCCAUUGUCUCUCCACAUACUUAAGAACAUAAAAAUAAUAAUGGACAAUUCAAACUCAGAUUGUGUUGAGCUUGCUGAGAAGCAACUCCAACGUAUGCAACCUACAGUAGUGCUUAGCCGAGUAAAAGUAGACUUUAAUAUGCUGGCCCAGGUUAAAAGUGUAAAAGAAAGAAUGGCUGUAAAAAGUACAUAAUUCUGUAACAUCCACUAUAUAUUGAAGUAAGGGUAAUUUAGAAGCUGUAAUUUGCUUUCAUUUGGUCCUUGCCAGUAAUCAAACCAAAAGGAUGCCUUGUAAAUUUUAACAAAAGCAUGUUUAUAAGUGUUCAGCUUUUUUAAGUUUUUUUUUUAAAUAAACACAAACUAACAUGGCAAUAGCCAUGUCCAUUAUAUUCUACAAAAUCCCUAUGGGACAAAAUUGUAGCACAGAACAGUUGCUCUGUUUAUGUAAAACAAAAGUCAUAAACUGAUGUCAGACAGUUUUAUAUGGAGGAGGUAGUGUUAUCUUGAUUGACUGUUAUGGAGGUCUGUACAUUCUGUUAGUGACUUUGUAGAUCAGCAUUGCUGAAGCACGCUGGCAAAAGCUUGAAUUGUCAUUAUCUAUAUAUUUGAGAUUGUCACCCGUUUGCUACAAAUCCUUUCUAAUCCCAUAAACACAUUCUUUACAAUGUUGGGCAUAGGUAUAAUAAAAAAAACUUGCAAAGAUCCAAAUAGUUUUUAUUUAUUUCAAUAAAUUAUGCAAAUGUUUGCUACCAUUUUUGGUACAACUGCAUAAACGAUAUUUGAAGUCAUAUUUGUUUUUGGAGCAAGGAGGAAGAAAUAUGUAAUGUUUGCAAAUAAUUCAUUGUGUGUAAUCUGUGGGAUAGCCCUCUCAAGUAACUCGCAGUGAGAGUUUUGAGAACAAAUUCUAGCAAAACCAGUGGUCUAUUGUAACCAGGUUAUUGGCCUUCAAGAAGCAUCUGUUGAAGAAAGCAUCACUUUUCAAUAAAUUCCAAUUUAGAGAUGUUUCCCCCAAGUGUUACUUUCCCUAUAAUGGAAUGAAAGAUCAUGUUGGUACUGUCUCUCAAUUAUGCAGUUAGUACUAUGCGGUUUCAAAUGUUUAAAGGCACUCUUAAAAAUACCUGACCAUUAAAGCUUAGGGUAUAAUGUUUUUUGUGUAAAGUCAACACUGAAGAAUAGAUGUCCGUUUAUUUAUAUACUGACAACUGUUAAAAGAAAAAGAUAAGUAAUUCAGUUAUAAAGCUCAGAUGUUUAAGCAAUGGGAUCUGAACAGUUGAUCAUCUGAGUGCUACUGUGUGUGUGUGUGUAUAUAUAUAUCUGUGUAUAAUUAUAUAUAGUCUUAUUGCUCAAGAGCUUUGUUAAAUGAAGUGUGUACAUUUGAAGUUAAUUGUUUUGCUUCUGAACUUACCCGCCAAUAUUCAGUGUCUGAAUAAUCAUUGGUAGCAAUUCAAAGUAUUAAUCUGGCCAGUGUGACUUAAUAAAAGCUAAAAGAACUGCAAAUACUGUAAAUCAGAAACAAAAACAAAUUGCUGGAAAAGCUCAAUAGGCCUGGCAGCAUAUGUGGAAAGAAAUCAUUAGCGUUUUGGGUCGAGUGACCCUUCCUCAGAACUUGAUCCGAAACAUUAACUCUGAUUUCUCUUUACACUUGCCAGAUCCACUGACUUUUUCCAGUAACUUGUUUUUGAGGCAGUGUGAAUUAAUAUUGUUUAGUUGGUCACCUUGGUUUUCAUUGACAACCAGCACAGUGUUACAGCAUACAGACCAUUUCAUCAAACCACAGGACCACCUUGACGUGUACGACUGUGCAAUGCACCUUGCCAAAGGAUUAUUGAAAGCAUACAAUAUGGUAUCGGGAAAAACAAUUUCUUUUGUAUUAUAAAACAGCCUGUAAUUGUGAGGAAACAUUCCUUUCUUUUGUAUACCAGUCUGUAUAGUUGUCCUCAUUUAUAGAUUUGAAUACAGUAUUAUUGUAAAUACUGCAAUACGGUAUUAACUUGAAUUGGCAUUUAGAUGACUAGAAUAUAAAAUUAGAUGUCAAUUUGAAAAUGCUUUUGUUUUAUUAAAUUAAUAUAAAACACAAAAUAAAUCUGUU
Molecule: messenger RNA, 9478 nt
Organism: Chiloscyllium plagiosum (whitespotted bambooshark)
Lineage: Eukaryota; Metazoa; Chordata; Chondrichthyes; Orectolobiformes; Hemiscylliidae
Product: zinc finger protein 292-like
Biological process (GO): regulation of transcription by RNA polymerase II
Cellular component (GO): nucleus
Molecular function (GO): DNA binding; DNA-binding transcription factor activity, RNA polymerase II-specific
Source: RefSeq, a predicted model, not a curated record